AUGGCAAUUCUCGAGACCGCGGCCUCAAAGGCGGCUGGUCCUGCCACCUACCGGAGCACCAAAGGAAAUGGAUUCGCAAAGAACGUGUCUUUGAUCUUUGUACGUUCUUCUGCUGCCGCCAUGCCGUGGUACCUGGGCGCACGCGACCUGCACGAGGCGACCCUCGAGACGGUGCUUGAGCUAACUAUCUACCUAGUUGACUUUCCAGAACUCGGCCCUGAUACUGUCAUGCCUCCUGAAGGCGACCACCGGUAUUUCACAUCGACAGCUGUCUUUCUCAACGAGGUAAUCAAGCUGGCCAUAUCUCUCACACUGGCUCUAUACGAGACGUCCAAGACCCUGGCUCCGAGCACGCCAGCCACGGUCCUUUUUGAGCAGAUUUACAAUGGCGUAUUCUCCAGUGAUGGCUGGAUGCUGGCCGUGCCCGCCGCUUUGUACACCUUCCAGAAUUUGCUGCAGUACGUAGCUGUCGAAAAUCUGGAUCCAGUUCACUUCCAGGUCUUGUAUCAAGUCAAGAUUCUCACAACAGCCAUCUUCAGUGUUUUUCUUCUCCGCCGCCAACUGGGUUUCAAAGGAUGGGCAUCCCUCGUCAUCCUCACUCUCGGUGUCUGCAUCGUUUCUUUGCCAUCCUCCGAAAAAACGACCAACUCACUCCUCCUGCACGGCGUCCCCGACCACUUCUUUCCUCGAUCAAAACACGAAAUUGGCCAAACUGUGGCUGGCGCUGAUGUUCCCGAAGCAGCGCUGCAUCUGAGCAGGCGGUCUGCCACCUACGAAGGCAUCGCCAAGGAUUUGCCUCCCGCGGACCCCAUUAUGAACUAUUCUGUGGGCGUUACCGCAGCCCUCGUCUCUGCCGUUGUGUCCGGAUUGGCAGGUGUUCACUUCGAGAAGCUGCUUAAAGAAAGCUCUACCAAUGCCAGUGUCUGGAUGCGAAACGUUCAAUUAAGCUUCUACUCGCUCAUUGCCGCCUUCUUGGGAGGCUGCAUGUACCAAGAUGGUGCUGGCAUCCGAGAACAUGGGUUCUUUGAGGGCUACAAUGCCGUGGUUUGGGCAGCAAUACUACUCCAGGCCGCCGGUGGGCUACUAGCCAGUCUCGUGAUUCGCGAUGCCGACAAUAUAGUAAAGAAUUUUGCGACGAGCAUCAGCAUCGUAAUCAGCUUCGUCGUCAGCGUGUGGAUCUUUGACUUUGCCGUCACAUUAACAUUUCUUGCGGGCACUUCCCUUGUUCUCCUGGCAACAUACAUCUACAGCGUCCCAGAGCGUAGGCUCCACCGUCCUCCGGCCAUGCGCAUCGUUAGUUUCGAAAAGCCCGCCAUCGAACAAACCGUCACGCCGUUGCAAACGCCUCGCACGGCAGAUGUUCGCCGUUUGAACACUGACCCCUUAGAGGGCAGGGGGGUCGGCAAGACGACAAGUCGACCCAGUAGUCCUAUGUUGCCUCGUGUGGCGAGCCGCACUCAUGUCCAUAAAGAAGUUUAG
Molecule: messenger RNA, 1479 nt
Organism: Metarhizium brunneum ARSEF 3297
Lineage: Eukaryota; Fungi; Ascomycota; Sordariomycetes; Hypocreales; Clavicipitaceae
Source: RefSeq, a predicted model, not a curated record